This is a messenger RNA of Mangifera indica (mango), 1914 nucleotides long. RefSeq names its product phosphoethanolamine N-methyltransferase 1-like. The transcript is spliced from 12 exons. NCBI's taxonomy places the organism in Eukaryota, Viridiplantae, Streptophyta, Magnoliopsida, Sapindales, Anacardiaceae. The record is from RefSeq and is a predicted model, not a curated record. Gene Ontology annotation, biological process: phosphatidylcholine biosynthetic process. The coding region runs from base 235 to 1713 and encodes 492 amino acids. Gene Ontology annotation, molecular function: phosphoethanolamine N-methyltransferase activity.
GCGCUUUGCUAGAAGCACGAAAACUGAGAGAUCUUAGGGAAAGAAAAGAUUAUCGCUCUUUCUGAUGCAGCAACGAGGGAGAACUAACAACCGUAGAUGCAGGAGUUUUUCUAGAUCUCGUCUCGCCAUUGAGGGUUGCUAGUCUCCAAUAGUCGUGUUCUCUUGUCUUGACCGAAAUUUUUGAAAACAAAUUAUUCAAAAAGGAAAAAAAAAAACCUUAUAUCUUUCUUUGAAAUGGCGGCUCAAGGGGAAUGCGGAGAACGCGAGUUUCAGAAGAACUACUGGAUUGAACACUCCGCGGAUUUGACCGUGGAGGCUAUGAUGCUCGACUCCAAAGCCGCUGAUCUUGACAAAGAAGAGCGUCCUGAAGUGCUCUCUCUACUUCCAUCAUAUGAAGGAAAAUCGGUUUUGGAGCUUGGAGCUGGAAUUGGUAGAUUUACUGGUGAGUUAGCUAAGAAGGCUGGUCAGCUUAUUGCUGUGGACUUCAUCGACAAUGUAAUCAAGAAGAAUGAGGAAGUGAAUGGGCAUCAUAAGAAUGUCAAAUUCAUGUGCGCUGAUGUGACAUCACCAGACUUGAAAUUCUCUGAUGAAUCCAUGGACUUGAUAUUCUCAAAUUGGCUGCUUAUGUACCUUUCAGAUAAUGAGGUGGAAAAAGUGGCAGAAAGGAUGGUUAAAUGGUUAAAGGUUGGCGGCUACAUUUUCUUCAGGGAGUCUUGUUUUCAUCAAUCUGGAGACAGCAAGCGAAAGCACAACCCAACCCAUUAUCGUGAACCCAGAUCUUACACAAAGGUGUUUAAAGAGUGCCAUAUAGCUGAUGGUUCAGGAAACUCCUUUGAACUCACAUUGGUUGGCUGCAAAUGCAUUGGAGCUUAUGUGAGAAACAAAAAGAACCAAAAUCAGAUUUGCUGGAUUUGGCAAAAAGUAAGCUCACAGAAUGACAGGGGUUUCCAGCAGUUCUUAGAUAAUGUUCAAUAUAAAUUGAGUGGAAUUCUUCGUUACGAGCGUGUCUUUGGACAAGGUUUUGUGAGCACAGGAGGAAUUGAAACAACUAAAGAAUUUGUGGCAAAGCUGGAUCUCAAGCCUGGCCAGAAAGUUCUAGAUGUUGGCUGUGGCAUUGGAGGAGGUGACUUUUACAUGGCUGAUAAGUUUGAUGUUGAUGUUGUUGGAAUUGAUCUGUCCGUGAAUAUGAUUUCUUUUGCUAUUGAACGAGCCAUUGGACUCAAAUACUCAGUUGAAUUUGAAGUAGCUGACUGCACUAAGAAAGAAUAUCCUGACAACACAUUUGAUGUAAUCUACAGCCGUGACACAAUUCUACACAUUCAAGAUAAACCGGCAUUGUUCAGAUCUUUCUUCAAAUGGUUGAAGCCUGGAGGCAAGGUUCUCAUCACUGAUUAUUGCAAAAGUUCUGGAACUCCAUCAUCAGAAUUUUCAAAGUAUAUCGAGCAGAGAGGAUAUGAUCUCCAUGAUGUAAAAGCAUAUGGCCAGAUGCUUUGGGAUGCUGGUUUUGUGGACGUCAUUGCAGAGGACCGUACUGAUCAGUUCAUAAAAGUUCUGCAGCAGGAACUUGAUGCAGUUGAGAAGGGGAAGGAUGCAUUCAUCCAUGACUUUACCCAGGAAGAUUACGAUGAAAUAGUUGGAGGAUGGAAGGCAAAAGUGAUUAGGAGUUCAUGUGGUGAGCAGAGAUGGGGCCUUUUCAUUGCCAAGAAAAAUUGAUUUCUAGUUGUGUUUACGUGUGCUUUAUGGGCUUUGAUUUGUUUUUUAUUAUGGUUUCAAUUUGGUGGUGACUCUGUUUCUAGUGUCGUGACUUGUGAACUGUAGUAUUGUCCUUUGUUUGUUAUUUUAUUGUCUUCGUGAUUUUUGAACUAGAGUAUUAUUGUCUUAAUAAAAGUGUGGUGGAUCGUGUUUCAACUUCAA